AAAGGUAUCGGCGCGCGCCCAGUUUUCAGUCGUGUUUCGGCACAGGAGAAGCGCAUCUGUUCUUCUAUCGCCAUGGCCCGUACCAAGCAGACCGCCCGUAAGUCCACCGGUGGCAAAGCCCCCCGCAAGCAGCUGGCUACCAAGGCCGCCCGCAAGAGCGCUCCGGCCACCGGCGGCGUGAAGAAGCCUCACCGCUACCGUCCCGGCACCGUGGCCCUGCGAGAGAUCCGGCGCUACCAGAAGUCAACGGAGCUGCUGAUCCGCAAGCUGCCGUUCCAGCGCCUGGUGCGCGAGAUCGCCCAGGACUUCAAGACGGACCUGCGCUUCCAGAGCUCGGCCGUCAUGGCUCUGCAGGAGGCCAGCGAGGCGUACUUGGUGGGCCUGUUCGAAGACACGAACCUGUGCGCCAUCCACGCCAAGAGGGUGACCAUCAUGCCCAAGGACAUUCAGCUGGCCCGCCGCAUCCGUGGUGAGCGGGCGUAAGGCGUCGCUUUCCGCCCGUGGAAUUCCACACCCCAAAGGCUCUUUUCAGAGCCACCCA
This is a messenger RNA of Sarcophilus harrisii (Tasmanian devil), 541 nucleotides long. Its product is annotated as histone H3. Lineage: Eukaryota; Metazoa; Chordata; Mammalia; Dasyuromorphia; Dasyuridae. The record is from RefSeq and is a predicted model, not a curated record. The transcript has a single exon. Gene Ontology annotation, molecular function: DNA binding; structural constituent of chromatin; protein heterodimerization activity. Gene Ontology annotation, cellular component: nucleosome. Bases 73 to 483 code for a protein of 136 amino acids.